UGUCCUCUCAAUCCCCAAAAAAAGCUUAAGUGUCCUCCACUAUCAAUUUUCGUACACAUUUUCAGGAACUUACACCUACGUGUUAGUCUUUGAAAAUUUUCCAUAACGUGUUUCUACAUUGUUCAUUUGCAUGCAAUUCACAACAUUUUUAAGUCACGGGUUCCUCUUUAACUAUUUACCUAUAAAUUCCCCAUGAUUUAUAUUUCUAUGUCUCAAGGAAGAUUGUAUGCCCUAGCUAAUUAAAAUUAAAUAUCAUGGGAGAAACAAAAUUUAUAGCUUUGUUUUUUAUCUACAUGUUUUGCAUGGUUAUCUCAUUGCCACCCAUUUAUGCUUGUGGAUAUUGUGACAAACCUCACCACCCUCCUUCUAAGCCUUCUCCUCGUCCUCCUUCUCAUCAUGGCGGUAAGCCGCCGUCUCAUCAUGGUGGAGGUAAAGGAAAGGGACCGCCUCAUCAUGGUGGUAUGCCACCUGUGGUUGUCGUGCCUCCUAUAGUAAUGCCACCAAUAAUUGUUCCGACCCCUCCGGUGAUAACACCUCCUCCGGUGAUAGUUACUCCUCCUUAUGUCCCUAGUCCUCCUGGAGCUCCAGGUGCACCGGGUGCUCCUGGUUCACCAGGAACACCUGGUACUCCAGGAACACCUGGUUCCCCAGGUGGUAGUCAUGGCGGAGGAGGUUACACUCCGCCAGGGAAAGGUGGUGGUGGUAGUCAUGGCGGAGGAGGAUACUAUCCUCCUCCGAAAGGUGGUGGGGGCGGUCCGCCUGGAGGAGGGAUAAUAACCCCACCACCAAUUACACCAAUAAAAACAUGUCCAAUUGAUGCCCUAAAACUAGGGUUAUGCUUAGAUGUGCUAGGAGGAUUGGUGCAUAUAGGGUUAGGAGAUCCAGUGAAGAAUGUAUGUUGUCCUGUACUUCAAGGGUUGCUUGAGUUAGAAGCAGCAUUAUGUCUUUGCACAGCAAUAAGGCUAAAGCUUCUUAACUUGAAUAUAUAUAUUCCCUUAGCUCUCACUGUUCUUGCUACUUGUGGCUUGACCCCACCUCCUGGUUUUGUUUGUCCUCCAAUCUCUUAAUCAUUUUAGUUGAAAUCUUAAGAUAAUUGUGUAUUAUCAAUGUUGGGUUAUGAUCAUCUCCUAACGAGGGAGAAAAAAGUGUGCUUAGACAUUAUUGUACCUUUUUUAUGUUGUGGAAUUUGUUAAUGUUAACUACUAGUGGUUCUUAGUUGCUUGUAGCAACUUGUGCUUUUAUCAAAUUAGUUAUUAGUUCAUGGCUAAGGAUGUGGAUGUCGGAAGUUUUUUUUUUUUUUUUUCUAAUUUUUUUUAAUAUUAUUUUAUGCA
Messenger RNA from Amaranthus tricolor (Joseph's coat), 1331 nucleotides. RefSeq names its product 36.4 kDa proline-rich protein. The transcript has a single exon. The coding region runs from base 255 to 1067 and encodes 270 amino acids. Lineage: Eukaryota; Viridiplantae; Streptophyta; Magnoliopsida; Caryophyllales; Amaranthaceae. The record is from RefSeq and is a predicted model, not a curated record.